This is a messenger RNA of Carassius gibelio (silver crucian carp), 1982 nucleotides long. Its product is annotated as leucine-rich repeat-containing protein 72. The transcript has 3 exons. Bases 294 to 611 code for a protein of 105 amino acids. The record is from RefSeq and is a predicted model, not a curated record. NCBI's taxonomy places the organism in Eukaryota, Metazoa, Chordata, Actinopteri, Cypriniformes, Cyprinidae.
UUUUCUCAAUAUUCAAGCCUCAGAUUCCAGAUUUUCAAAUUGCUGUGUUUCAACCAAAUAUAAAACCAUGCACGUAUAAACGUACAAAUCUCAAUUAAAAAAAAGUACCCUUAUGACUGGUUUUGUGGUCUCGGUCACAUUUUUGUUUGGACUGUGUGUGUAGGUUUAACUUGUCAUGUGAUUGCUCUUAACUGAGUUGUUAACGGAACCCGGCUCUUUUGGGCAGUUUGGAGAAGCUCAGCACACUCAUCCUGGACUGCAAUAACUACAGCGCGCAUGUUAAAUUCCCCUACAUGCCCAGCCUCACCACCCUGUGGAUCAACAAGAACAAAAUCAGCAACCUCCCCAUUAUAGUGGAGGAGAUCUGCUGCAAGUUCCCAAACAUCAAGAUUCUCAGUAUGAUGAACAAUGAAGCAGCACCCAGUUACUUUAAUGGAGGCAGUCUCACGCAGUAUAUGGAUUACAGGCAGUAUGUGAUCAGUCAGAUCCCGGGUCUGGAGGUGCUGGAUGACACAGAGGUGCAGGAGAAAGAGCGUGAAGUGGCCCGAAAGACCUACAGGAUGCAGAGGAUGAGAGAAGGCAGUCGGAGGAGGAAGGAGCUUCAUCGCUAACACAUUCCCUUCAGUCCACAAACAACCAAAGCAUGCCUUCCAGACUUCAUGAGCUUUAAAGCCUUUACUCAUGCAACAGAUCAUAUUCAAACUUGGAUUUAAAGUUAUGACGCCAGAAAUAUUUAAAUAUUUUAACAUGCAACCAGUAAAUGUCAGGGUUAUUUGUUGCCAGGGUUAGUAAACUGUAGGCCUAUUAAAUAGAAGAACACAAUGAAAGUAUGUACAGUAUCUUCAUAUUGCUAUUACCACCAUAAAAGUCAUAGAAAUCGAACAAAUAGAAUAGCAAUACGAGAAUAACAUCAUAAGUUUUUAAUUAUAAUAGUCUAAAUUCCAAGAAUGAAGUCAUAGCAUUAUGAGGUUAGUCAUAAUAUUUUGAGAUUAAUGUCUUCAUAUUUCUGUUGCCAUCAGUUAAUGCGAGUUACAUAAUCAGAUGACUUUUUUUCAGGUAGCUAUCUAAAAUUACAAGUUGAAAAUAUCUCAAAAGUAAUGCAAAAGUUAGUUUCUAUAAAACGUUUCCCCAGCACUGGCUGUCACCAUAAAAUAAGCAAUAAGCCAGUGGCACUGCAGUCUAUUUUAUUGCUCAGAUAUAACAGCUGCUAAAACAGAUUAUUGAUUAAAAAUCAGCUGUAUGAUUUAGUGAUAAGGCUUAUCUCUGAUAACCUCUUCACAGAACCACAUGAACUACUAUAUUUAUCUCAGCUGCAUGUUUGAGUGUCUUAUUGUACAGUAUGUUCUUGAAAUCAAAUCACAUUUCAUUUUUCCUCAUCUAAUGCAGUAUGCAGGAAGUUUUGAAAUUGGACUGCAAAUUAUAUUUUUAUAAGCUACAAGAUCCAUGCACAUGAAUCAGAUAUGUCUAACUAAUUUAUGUAAGCAUGAAGACGGAUGUUAGACAUAUGCUCUGUGGUGUUUAUUAGCCUACAGUGGUAAUUAACUAACUAUGGCCUUUAACACACAUUCAUUACAGAGCAGAGAAACAGGCGCAGAAGCACUGAAUCAUUACCGUAAUACACAAUAUUAUAAACAAUCAGUCAAAACUGGUUAUUAUAAACUGUGCAAAAGCAUCCUAAGCUAUGGUUGUUCUUAUAUGUCUUAUAUACCCCUUUCAGAAUAUGCAACAUUUUAAUAAUCUAACUUCAUGAGAGGAAAUGUGUUUUGAUGUUUCAUUUCUGUAAACUUGAAUUGAUGUGCAAAAUUUGUUUAACGAUUUUUUUCAUUUAGUUCCCUUCAAGAAGCUAAUACUUUUGUACGCAGAAGACAAAAUAAGUACAAUUUACCAUGCAUUUCAUUCAAAAAGUUUACACCCCUUCUGACUCUUGCUGAUGUCUCUCUCUUUUUUUAUUUGUUUUAUUAAAGUAGCCCAAUCUAUUUUCA